AUGUUGCCGCCGCGGCCAUCACAUCACAUCCCGUCACUGGCCAGGUACCCUCGCUCCCCCAUUGGACCACGUGUGGCCAGCAGCGAUGCCACGUCCGGCACGAGCAGGACCCUGCGACGUGCGAGCUGA
Messenger RNA from Colletotrichum abscissum, 129 nucleotides. RefSeq lists its product as uncharacterized. The record is from RefSeq and is a predicted model, not a curated record. The transcript has 2 exons. The coding region runs from base 1 to 129 and encodes 42 amino acids. NCBI's taxonomy places the organism in Eukaryota, Fungi, Ascomycota, Sordariomycetes, Glomerellales, Glomerellaceae.